Messenger RNA from Tripterygium wilfordii, 1539 nucleotides. RefSeq names its product fructose-bisphosphate aldolase 1, chloroplastic. The transcript has 6 exons. Gene Ontology annotation, molecular function: fructose-bisphosphate aldolase activity. Gene Ontology annotation, biological process: fructose 1,6-bisphosphate metabolic process; glycolytic process. The record is from RefSeq and is a predicted model, not a curated record. Lineage: Eukaryota; Viridiplantae; Streptophyta; Magnoliopsida; Celastrales; Celastraceae. The coding region runs from base 102 to 1301 and encodes 399 amino acids. Gene Ontology annotation, cellular component: cytosol.
GUGGCAAAGAGGGGCGUGUCAAGAGAGAGUGAGAUAAGCUUUUUAUAGUGUCAACUUGGUAGUCUCCUCUCAAAGGCCCAAAACAAACAGAGAAGCAAAAAAUGGCAUCAGCAACUCUUCUCAAGUCAUCUCCAGUCCUUGACAAGUCUGAGUGGGUGAAGGGUCAAUCCCUGACCCUCCGCCAGCCUCCAGUCUCCACUGUCCGCUGCCACCCCACCUCCUCCCCUGCCCUCACCGUCCGUGCUGCUUCCUCCUACGCAGAUGAGCUUAUCAAGACUGCAAAAACUGUUGCAUCAAAAGGUCGUGGAAUCUUGGCGAUGGACGAGUCAAAUGCUACAUGUGGGAAGCGUUUGGCCUCAAUUGGGCUUGAAAACACGGAGGCUAACCGUCAAGCCUACAGGACCCUCCUUGUGACAGUCCCAGGACUUGGACAGUACAUCUCUGGAGCUAUCCUCUUUGAGGAGACGCUGUACCAAUCCACCACUGAUGGAAAGAAGAUGGUUGAUGUGCUUGUUGAGCAGAAUAUUGUCCCUGGCAUCAAAGUCGACAAGGGUUUGGUGCCUCUGGCUGGUUCCAAUGAUGAGUCAUGGUGCCAAGGACUUGACGGUUUGGCUUCACGCACAGCUGCUUACUACCAGCAGGGUGCUCGUUUUGCCAAAUGGCGUACCGUUGUGAGCAUUCCCAACGGCCCAUCUGAAUUGGCAGUGACAGAAGCAGCCUGGGGUCUUGCUCGCUACACUGCUAUUGCUCAAGACAAUGGUUUGGUCCCAAUUGUGGAGCCAGAGAUCUUGCUUGAUGGUGAACAUGGCAUUGAGAGGACCUUUGAAGUUGCUCAGAAGGUGUGGAAUAAGGUGUUCUUCUACUUGGCUGAGAACAAUGUGUUGUAUGAGGGUAUCCUCCUCAAGCCCAGCAUGGUCACUCCUGGUGCUGAGUGCAAGGACAGGGCCACCCCUCAACAAGUUGCUGACUACACCCUCAAGCUCCUCCAGAGGAGAAUCCCCCCUGCUGUCCCUGGAAUCAUGUUUUUGUCUGGUGGGCAAUCUGAGGUUGAGGCAACUCAGAACUUGAAUGCAAUGAACCAGUCUACCAACCCAUGGCAUGUAUCCUUCUCCUAUGCUAGAGCCCUCCAGAACACUUGUUUGAAGACAUGGGGAGGGAGACCCGAGAAUGUUAAGGCAGCUCAGGAGGCACUGCUCAUCCGUGCCAAGUCUAACUCUCUUGCUCAGCUCGGAAAAUACACCGGCGAGGGUGAGUCAGAGGAGGCCAAGAAAGGCAUGUUCGUCAAGGGCUACUCAUACUAAGCUUGUUGCAGCAAAGCUACAGGGGAAGAAGAUGGAGCAGAACAUGAAAGACUACCUGUCUCUGUGAAAUUUGUAAUGCUUUGUUCAUCGCUAUGUUUACCUUUUAGCCGCUUAAUAAUCCUCUUGCUGAUGGGAUUAGUUAGUCUGCAUUUACAUUUGCAUCACCUUAAUUAAAAAUCUGAAAAAUGCUUGCUUUAGCAGUUUGAAUUUUGAAAUCUUGGCCAAGAAAUUGACCUAC